AUGUUGAAAGUAGGUGUUAUUCUUUUUCUUGCGCUGUCGACAACAGUUAACAGCCAAUGCUUUUCCAAAGACGACGCAGACAAGAAACUAAAUUCCGGAGCUCGGACAAACUUGUAUAGAAGUCAAUUGGAAUUCACAUUAAAUCUCUUCAACACAAUAAAUAAUGCUGUUCCCGAUGACAACAUAUUUUUCUCACCAUUUUCGGUGUACCACGCGUUACUACUCGCAUACUUCGCCGCGGGCGGACAAACGGAGAAAUCGCUAAAGGAAUCGUUGCGAAUUUCGGAUGAACAGGACAAAAUAAACUUGUUGAUGGCGUACAAGGUGGACAAGCGAGAGCGCGAGUUCAACAACAACAGCGACAGCUACGAGUUCACGAACGCUAACAAGAUGUUCGUGGACAAUGAGUUGCACUUGCGUCAGUGUCUCCUUGACCUUCUUGCCGCAGAAGUGGACGUUCUGAAUUUCCAUGAAAAGCCUGGAGAAUCUCGCGACGAAAUCAAUAACUGGGUAUCUCGUGUCACAAAAAAUAAUAUUAAGGAUUUAAUUCCAGCAGAUGGCAUUAGUCAGACUACAAAAUUAGUUUUGGCUAAUGCUGCAUACUUCAAAGGAGUAUGGGCUUCAAAAUUCCCAGUGGAGAGGACAAAAAAGCAACCUUUUUAUGUAUCCGAAUCUCGCCAGACAUUUGUGCCUUUCAUGCGACAGAAGGGGACAUUUCAUUAUAUGAUAAGCGAAGAGUUGGGUGCGCAAAUUUUAGAGCUACCGUACAAGGGCCAUGACAUCAGCAUGUACAUAUUACUACCUCCCUAUUCUUUAAAAGAAGGGUUAUCAAAUAUUAUUUCCAAGUUAACUCCUGAGCGCCUUGCUGCUGUGGUGGAAGAAACAUACAUGGGCCGCGAAGUGGUGGUCGAAAUACCUAAAUUUACAGUAGAGAGGAGCCUUCCUCUUAGAUCGAUCUUAGAUAUCAUUGGUGUUGGGGACUUGUUCAAUGCUUCAUCUGAUUUUAGCACUCUUUCAAAUGACCCUGGUAUAUUAUUUGAUGACGCCGUACACAAAGCAAAAAUACAGGUCGAUGAGGAAGGUACUGUAGCAGCGGCUGCGACCGCGAUAUUUGGUUUCCGUUCCUCCCGCCCCGCUGAACCUAGUGUGUUUAUUGCCAACUUCCCCUUCGUCUACAUCGUAUAUGAGCGUCCCACAAACUCUGUUCUUUUCAUGGGAGUUUAUAGAGAUCCUAAGAAG
Molecule: messenger RNA, 1239 nt
Organism: Brenthis ino (lesser marbled fritillary)
Lineage: Eukaryota; Metazoa; Arthropoda; Insecta; Lepidoptera; Nymphalidae
Source: the annotation of a GenBank genome assembly